UGAAUAGGGAGCUUUACAAAGCGGCAAUAAGCGGCGACGAAGGGUACCUCAACGACGAAAAAAACAGGUACACAGAUAGUGAGUAUUUUGUGAGGCAAACAACCAUCCAAAACAAUAACAUUCUUCACUUAGCAAUCAGACAUAACAAGUAUGAUUUCAUAAAAGAAUUGAAGCUCUUAAUUAAGAUCUUCUCUAAUCCAGUGGAAAUCCAUAAACUAAGUAUUUCAAAGGAAUUACGAUGGGAACACACCUCUCCAUAUCGCGGCAGAGGUUGGUAACAUGAGUAAUUUAAAGCUACUUGUUGAAUAUGAGUCGGAGCAUUACAAAGACGAAGAAGCUUGCAUGUAUGGUCAAGUGGAACAACCGAAGCGGUCGUGGAUGGUGAAAAAUGACAAGGGUAACACACCACUACAUGUUGCACUUAUCCAUGGCAAAAUUGAUGUUACGUUGCUGAAUUUUUGGUGGAGCUUCAUCCUCAACUUCCUUGUGUUAUCAAUAAAUUAGCCUUCAUCUUGCAAUUAUCAAUCAUCAACCACUUGAUGAAAAGGAGGCAAUUAUAGGCACCAUAAGACUUCUCGCCUCUAAGCAAGGGGGACCUUUCACAAUAGAGGGGCUUCCACAGGUAGAGGACUUGUUGCCUAUAACAAAAUUGCUGCUAGAAAAACAGAGCUUUGUUUCGUGUUGGCGCGAUACAAAUGGGUUGACACCUCUUCUUACAGCAACAUUACUCAAAGCACCUCACGAUCUUUUGGUAGUUAAACUUAUUCUUAACUACUGCCCCCAGUCAGCUGAGGUAUGUGACCUUUCGGGGAAAACUGUCUUACACCAUCUUAACUGCAUAACAAGGUACAAAAAAGGCCAAGAAUUACUAAGAAUUCCAGAAAUAUAUGCCCUGGUAGAUUAUCAGGAUGAAGAUGGCAAUACACCUGCACAUGUAGCUGUGGGUAACAGGGACUUCACAUUGGUUCGAGUCCUCUUGGAAUUCUCAUCAAACUUUACGAUUAAGAAUAACAAGGGUAUAUCUGCUGCAGCAUUGCUUCAUCUACAAAAUGUCUUUGAAGAACCUGCAAUGUCUAAGGCUUUUAUGGAAGGGGUAUUGGAACUAACAGAAGAGGAACGUACAGCAGCAAGAAAGGCUAAUGUGCCCUUCCUUAGAGAAAGACUUGGCAUCGUAGGGAACAAUUUCUUACUAUCUCGAGCACCAGAUGGCACAAAUAUCCUCCAUCUAUUAAUGCAGGCACCAGCUUUUGAAAUCAAAUGUGUACAACGAGAAGUUGAAGAGUUCAUCAAGGAUGCUCUAGAAAUAUUUCCUUAUCUCAUCUGUCAAACAGAUCUUAACAACAAUAAUCCGGUUCAUGAAUUUGCAAGGCGCCAUGACUUCCCCUACUGGUCUUCAGUACUGGACCUAUACUAUGAUUAUUUCACAAGAUCUCAAAAAGAGGCGAGCACCAAUGAUGUACUUCUUUACCACUCACCGUUGCAGAUGAAGAAUGUACAAGGCAACAUGCCUCUCCACCUUGCAAUCUUAGCUGAACAAGUAUACUGUGCAAGAGCGUUGAUGGAGUUGGAUAACAGUGUUUUUGGGUACAUCAAUACUCGCAAGGAGACGCCUCUUCAUCUACUCUGCCAAUGUCAAGAAACUGCAGUUUGGUGCCCAAUGUAUGAAGAGUUGGCCAUGAAAGGAAUUGCUGCUGGCGCAGGUGUUAUGCAAGACAUAGAUGGUCUCACCCCUUUUCUGCGGGCAGCUGAAAAUCAUAAUUUUAACAUGAUUAAACUACUAUAUAGUAUAUACUCAUUGCAAAAAGUCAGCCCUUAUAAGAGACGCUAAUGGCAUGACAUUUUGGCACAUGCUUGUAAAGAAACCGCCCAAAAAUAGCAAGUGGCAUUAUGUUCAGCUCCAGAAAACAUUGAAAACUAUCCAUGAUGAAGGCGGUGAAGCAGUGGCUGAACUGAAGUUCGUGGAUAAUGAUGGAAACACAGCAUUGCAUCUAGCGCUUGAGAAUGGACAUUUUGGAUUAGCACAACUUUUCCUUGAUCCUGACUUAAUGUUCACUUCUCAAGAGGCCCUUCUAGCUCAAACAAACAAAAAGCUAGGGUGUCACACCUAGUGAUUUAAUUGGUUCAGUACAACAUCUUCCUCCCUAUUUUGAAAAGUUUCUGCGGAGGGAAGGUAUGUUGUUGGGUAGGCGAAGCUUGUAUGGCGUACCAACGGGUAAGAUAGAAGCGUAUACAAGCACAAUUGGAGUAACAGCAGCUCUUCUAGCAACGGUUACGUUCACAGCAGGAUUUACUGUACCAGGUGGAUUUAACCAAGACAAGGGAACUCCGAUUCUAAUGAGAAUGGCUGCAUUUCAAGUGUUUAUGGUAUCAAACUUGUUAGCAAUGUGUUUUUCUAUGAUGGUAUUAUUCUGUCUUCUUUGGGUUAUGACUACUGGACGUAAAAAGGAAUCAAUAAUGCUACUAGACGUGAGUGUA
Messenger RNA from Spinacia oleracea (spinach), 2475 nucleotides. RefSeq lists its product as uncharacterized. The coding region runs from base 1070 to 1828 and encodes 252 amino acids. The record is from RefSeq and is a predicted model, not a curated record. The transcript has 5 exons. NCBI's taxonomy places the organism in Eukaryota, Viridiplantae, Streptophyta, Magnoliopsida, Caryophyllales, Amaranthaceae.